Messenger RNA from Hyla sarda, 2390 nucleotides. It is a transcript of the gene ZNF703, whose product is annotated as zinc finger protein 703. Bases 77 to 1690 code for a protein of 537 amino acids. NCBI's taxonomy places the organism in Eukaryota, Metazoa, Chordata, Amphibia, Anura, Hylidae. Gene Ontology annotation, biological process: negative regulation of DNA-templated transcription. The record is from RefSeq and is a predicted model, not a curated record. The transcript is spliced from 2 exons. Gene Ontology annotation, cellular component: nucleus.
CAGGCAGAGCCUUACAGCCAGCUGGAGGGAAGGGAGCACAAGGGGAAUCUCUGCGCCCUGGACAUCCCUCCUCCAAAUGAACUGUUCUCCCCUUGGAUCUAACACUGACACAGAGCACCAGAAGAGCCUCUCUCCUACAGCAGCCGCACCAUUGGCAGCCCUAGCACCCAGCCACCCUCUGCGCCAGGCGAACAGACUGCCCAUCAGGGUGCUCAAAAUGCUGACUGCACAUACAGGACACUUACUGCACCCGGAGUACUUACAGCCUCUGUCCUCCACCCCUGUCAGCCCUAUAGAGUUGGAUGCCAAGAAAAGUCCACUCGCUCUCUUGGCCCAGACCUGCUCACAGAUUGGAAAGCCGGAUCCCCCUCCAUCCUCUAAACUAAAUUCUGUGACUUCCAGCGGCAUAAGCGAGAAAGACAGCAGCCGUUCGUCCUCGCUGAAGCUCGGUGAGUCUCCUCUGGAGGACAAGUCCAGCUUUAAGCCCUACUCCAAGGGAGGGGAGAGCAGGAAGGAAAGCAGCUCUUCUAAUGGUGGCUCUUCGGAUAAGGCUGGAUUUAGGGUGCCCAGUGGUUCUUGCCAACCUUUUCCUCCUCAUGCUUCGUCUCCAUCGUCAAGGGUGAGCUCUCCCGGACAGCAUUGUGACUCUAAAAAUAAUGAAAGCCAAGACAAAAAAGAACCGGAAGCCAUCAAAAUCAGCUCAGAUGUGUCUCAAGCCAACACUACUCAUACAAGAGCCAGUACUAGCAACUCCAGUGCAGAGUCCAGCCAAAGUGGAGAUGUUACUCCUAGCAGCAAAUCCGAGCCACCGUCCCUUGGAUCAGGUCACGUGGCACCUGUUUCUCCCUACAAACCUGGACACUCAGUCUUCCCUCUUCCACCCUCUGGCAUGGGAUAUCAUGGAUCCAUUGUGGGUGCCUAUGCUGGAUACCCAUCCCAGUUUGUCCCUGGGCUGGAUCACACCAAAACAGGCCUAGUUGGAAAUCAGCUCCCUGGGACUUUAGGCUUGCCAGGGAAACCACCCAGCUCCAGUCCUCUGACUGGCGCCUCUCCUCCUUCUUUCAUGCAAGGAUUAUGCAGGGACCCGUAUUGCUUGAGCUACCACAACGCCUCCCAUCUGGGCUCCAGCAGCUGCUCUACCUGUGUGCACGAUCCAUCAGCCCUCAAGUCUGGAUAUCCCUUAGUUUACCCCAGCCAUCUGCAUUCGGUGCACACCACGUUGUCUUCCAGCGUCACCCCUUCCCUUUCUGGUCACCCUCUCUACACAUAUGGCUUUAUGCUCCAAAAUGACCCAGUCCCCCAUAUAUGCAACUGGGUGUCUGCCAGUGGACCUUGUGACAAAAGAUUUGCCACAUCAGAAGAACUUCUUGCCCACUUACGGACACACACAGCCAUGCCCGGGGCCGACAAACUUUUGGCCGGUUACCCUACAUCUGGUUUGGGUUCUGCUGCUUCCUGCCACCUACACCUUCCACCCACAGGGCCUGGAAGUCCUACCACAUUGCCGGGGUCUCUGUCUUUAAGGAGUCCACACACUUUUGGACUAAGUAGGUACCAUCCGUACGGAAAGAGCCACCUAACAACCCCCAGUGGUCUCCCAGUGCCCUCUUUACCAGCAGGAUCUUACUACUCCCCAUACGCUCUAUAUGGACAGAGGUUAACGUCAGCUUCAGCGCUAGGAUACCAGUAAAUAGAACUCGCCAACCCAUAGACUGUAUAUUUAUUUACUGUAUGUUAGCUUCAAGCUGGGAAUAUUAAGUGCAUUAUUUACAACAACAAUCCAAUGGUAUGCAAACAUUCUGUGCCCCCAAACAGUUCUUUUGCAAUAUCAUUUAGUCUUCCAUUUGGCCUCUUGUUUUUUUUUUCUUUUUUAUGUUUGUUUUACUUUUGCCUUUUAUUUUAUUUGACCUUUUUUCUUUCUGGUUUGCAUGAUACUCAUCGCUUAACCUGCCCUUUCAUUUAUUUCCUGGUUUUGUUUUGUUCUUUUGUUUAGUUUUUGUAUUUUUUUUUUUAAAGGGGGUUAAAAAAGAAUUCUCAUCCUCCUUAUAAUUUUGUACAGCUCUAAAGAAGUGUAUUUUUUGUAAUGUGUUCUUGGCAUGGUGGGAGCGGGUGGGAGAAGAGAGUCGAAAAAAAAAUUGCGUUGGUUGCUAUUCAGAAUUGGCAAAUCUUAUUUUGUUUAAUAAAUGAAAAACUUAAUUCUCCGCUCUGUGUUCUUUUAAAUGACAUUCAGUUUUUUUUUUGUUUGUUUGUUUUUUUGUUUAUUUAUUUCCCUUCAUGCUUUCUGAAAUAUUUUUCACAUGGGUAACUUGCAUAACAUAAUAUGAAAGAAACCUCAAUGCCAAAGCGUUCAAUAGUACAAUAUCUGGAAUGUAUUGAUUACAAUAAACAUU